Molecule: messenger RNA, 1812 nt
Organism: Exophiala dermatitidis NIH/UT8656
Lineage: Eukaryota; Fungi; Ascomycota; Eurotiomycetes; Chaetothyriales; Herpotrichiellaceae
Product: translation initiation factor eIF-3 subunit P62
Exons: 2
Coding region: 1-1812 (603 amino acids)
Biological process (GO): tRNA methylation
Cellular component (GO): tRNA (m1A) methyltransferase complex; nucleus
Source: RefSeq, a predicted model, not a curated record
AUGGCGUUCUCGACCAUCCAACCAUUCCAAUAUGUGGCCAUUCGACUGCCCUCGGAAACCAUCAAAGUUGAACAAAUUGUGCCAAACUCAACCAUCAGUCUGGGGAAAUAUGGAUCAUUUCGUACCAAUCAGAUUAUUGGUCGACCAUACCACUUGACCUUUGAGAUUCUCGAUCGCUCAGAGCUCAGGGUCGUUUCGGCCGCUGAACUGCAUGCUGUCACUCUGGUCGAACAAGCAGAAACCGAAGAUGCCGCCACUCCACAGACAGAUAUUAUGGAGGGAGACUCAGCAGCCGCCGCGACCACCACGCCAUCAACUCCAAAGUCCAACGUGAACACGCAUGACGAUCCGACGAACCAGAGGCUUACCUUUGCUGAGAUUGAAGCCUUGAAGCAAGACGAUAUGGGGAGCGGCAAAGCACUUAUCGAGAAAAUCAUGCAGUCUCACACAACUCUUGAUCAAAAGACUGCCUUCUCGCUCGCAAAGUAUACGCUUCGCAAACACAAAAAGUACAUGAAGCGCUUUUGCGUGUUACCUCUUGACGUGCCGAGGCUGGUCGAUUGGAUGAUGAUUGACCGGGAGGCUGCCAGGAUCAUGGAAAUGCGUAAUGAAGCAGUUGCUUUGAUGGGGAGCUGGGCCAAUGUCCACGCCAGUGGGCGUGGUCCGUUUGUACCAAAAGUUCCGUCUUCCAGAUAUCUCGUUGUUGACGAUACUGGCGGCUUGGUGGUUGCCGCGGUGGCUGAAAGGAUGGGCAUUCUCCAUCAGAGCACGAACAGUAGCAGUCUGGAUUACACCACGAAAAACAGUCAAGAUGCCAAUGAGGCAGAGGACGAGCACGAGCACGAGCAGCCUGACACUGACGCCGUAAAACCACACCAGGGCAAAGACAAGCGGCAACAACAGCGUCGACCGAACCCCAUGCAAGCGAUAACCGCCAUGAGUGCAACCACAAACUCCAUUACCCUAGUUCAUGCCAAUCAACAACCCAAUCUCGGCUUACUUCGAUACUUCAACUUCGACCCAAAUAACCCUACUCCGUCACAUCCCCUGUACACUAAUAUGCGAACACUCUCGUGGCUCCAACUACUGGAACCAGAGGCCGACGUUACCUACCAGGAACCCGAACUCAUGACGGCCGAAGAACUGAGCCAGGCAAAGUCGAAUCGCAGAAGCGCAUACUAUCGCAAACGACGCCGAUGGGAACGAGUCAAGAUGGUGGUGGACGAGACGCGAGAAGGCGGCUUCAACGGCUUGAUUGUCGCGAGUUAUACCGACCCUGUCUCCAUACUACGACACCUGGUUCCCUUGCUAGCUGGUGGUAGUCAAGUGGUGGUUUACUCACCCAACGUGGAACCGUUGGUGAGAUUAGCAGACGUCUAUUCCACCGGCAGGAAAACGGCAUUCAUCAAUACCCCGGAAGAUGAAAGACGUGUGCCGUCUGAAGACUUCCCUGUCGAUCCAACUCUGCUGUUGGCCCCUUCUCUUCAGACAGCGCGAGCGAGGCAGUGGCAAGUUUUGCCUGGUCGGACGCAUCCAAUGAUGACCAGCAAGGGCGGCGCAGAAGGAUACUUGUUUACAGCAACCAGAGUGUUGCCUGCCGAGGGCAAAAUCGAGGCUCGAGGCAAAGGGCCAAGGUCGAAAAAGCCAAGGACGGAAACAGAAGCAGAAGCAGAAGCAUUGGGAGUCGCUGAGGUUUCAAAUCUUGACGAUGCCCAACUGUCACAAUCACCGCUUAAGAAGCAGAAGAUUGCCACCGGUGAGGCCAUUCCUACUCCCACGACUGGGCCGUCAAAUGAUGUUGCAGAUGCAUGA